Molecule: messenger RNA, 4167 nt
Organism: Neopelma chrysocephalum (saffron-crested tyrant-manakin)
Lineage: Eukaryota; Metazoa; Chordata; Aves; Passeriformes; Pipridae
Gene: HTR1D
Product: 5-hydroxytryptamine receptor 1D
Exons: 2
Coding region: 1661-2860 (399 amino acids)
Biological process (GO): regulation of behavior; chemical synaptic transmission; G protein-coupled receptor signaling pathway, coupled to cyclic nucleotide second messenger
Cellular component (GO): plasma membrane; dendrite
Molecular function (GO): G protein-coupled serotonin receptor activity; neurotransmitter receptor activity
Source: RefSeq, a predicted model, not a curated record
UUCUGCAUGGGAUGUGCAGUCAGCCCAGUGUUCAGGUAAGAGGUUUCUUAGACUCUAUAAGUGAGAGUUCUGAAGUGAGCCAUUACUGUGUCAAAGAGUUAAAGGGAUGGUAAAGCUAUGGAAAAAAAAUAAAUCCAGAGAAGAUAAAGGAAAUUUCUCACAGAGAAACUAGAUUCACUUCAGCAUCCAUGUUCACUAAAGAGAAACUGGGGGAUAUUUACAAGUGGACUCUCUAUUUCUGGCCAAAGAGAACAACAACAUAACUUCACUGUGAGACAGUGCUCAGCUAGAGAGUUCAGUGCAACUCAAGAUCCAAAGUGCAAUGGUAUCAGUAGGAGGGUCAGCCUCUACUUCAACUCCCUUUGCACCUGCUAACUGCAAGACAACCACUGUGGUGUCACCUCCCAAAGAGAUCUGGACAACUGCUGAGCCAUAACCCAACAUCUGUACAUAUAGCCAGUUGGCAGAAAUUACAGUAAACAAUAGUAUUACUGGACACAUAGUAAAUAUGGUGUUUUGGAGAACAGUCAAAGUUCAGGCUUUAGUAAAGGUAAGUUAUGUCUCACCAAUCUGUUGAAGUAAUUAAGAAAAGCAGAUGAGUAUAUGAAGUGAGUGAAGUCCAACCCAUACAACUACUUAGACUCUCAAGAGACUUUGAGUGAUCUGGAAAGUACAUGAAUAGUGGGCUGAUGACAUAUGAUGAUGAAACAAAGGUCUUCAGAGUAGUAAAGACAAGGACCGACUGUGCAGAGUUGCAAAGAACCUUAGUUAAAAAGUGAGAGGAGGAAUAUAGUGCUCAUAGAUGUAAAAAGUGAGCUGCCAGGGAAAAAAAGCUGAUAUACCACUCAAGGUAUUUGGAAUUAUAUUAAUUGGGACUGCUCUGUGGAAAUGUCAGAUCAGUGCUAUGCAAUGAUUCAAAAAGCAAAGUAAAUUUCAGGAAUCAUGAGGAAAGAAACUGAGAACAGAAAACACCAUUAUGCUGCAGUAUAAAUCUGUGGUGUAUCCACAUCUUCAACAAGUGUUUGUGGUUCUGGUCUCUGUCUCCAAAAGAACAUAUCAGUGUUGGCAGUGUCAGAAAAAGGCAACAAGGUUGAGCUGAAUGUAUGGGCCAUUGUCAAGAUUUGAUGGACUUUGGUCACUAUAAGCAUUUUUAUGUUCAAAAAUUCUUGUAAAUCACACCUUUGUUCAGUGUCACAAAAAUGGUUAUUAGGAAGGGAUCUUCCCCUUCCUGGAGAAAAAAAAAUAAAGAAAGUAUGAAAUAUGAGACUCAUGUCCCCUAAUUGGAAAAGUACACCUCAAAAGAAAAAGCAUCUCUAAAAAUCAAUUUAACUCACAGAAGGUGGUUGUUUAUAAAAAAAAUCAAACACACCAAACCAAAAAGUGUUUCUUAUGUUAGGAUUUAGGAGCUUAAGAGAGGCUGUUUGACAUCAAAGUGCUAAUGUUUCAUGUAGAAUAUAUGCUGUUCUUGCUCCACAGAUUCCCAGUCGACUGUCCAUUCUCUGUUGGAUGCAUGAAUCUGUACCAGUGAUGACUGAGAAAGGCAUUUCUCCUCGAUGAUUGGGAGAGGGCUGGCCUGAUGAUUAUCUCCUUGGAGAAGUUCAGUGUCUCUCUCUGUAGCCCUCCUAGCACACUGCAAAGCCGUUUGUGACCCACAUUCAGGAUGUCUUUCAAGAAGGGUUGGGCUGGCAUAAUAUUACACUGGAAGGUGAAACCAGAGCAGAGGAUGACUCAGUACAACCAUUCAGCAGAGUUCUCUCUCCAGAGCUCAGCAAAUAAGUCAUUAAAUUUCACUGAAACACCACUGGCUUGGGAUGAAAGGACACUCUUAGGGCUGAAGAUUUCACUGUCAAUCCUUCUGUCCGUUAUAACUUUGGCAACAAUCCUUGCAAACGUUUUUGUUAUUAUUACAAUUUUUCUGACUAGAAAGCUCCACACACCUGCAAAUUACCUCAUUGGCUCCUUGGCAGUGACUGAUCUUUUAGUGUCUGUCCUCGUAAUGCCCAUCAGUAUUGCUUACACUGUCACCCAUACAUGGGCCUUUGGCCAAGUGCUGUGUGAUAUCUGGUUGUCAUCAGACAUCACAUGCUGCACAGCCUCCAUCCUGCACCUCUGUGUUAUUGCCCUGGACAGAUACUGGGCUAUCACAGACGCUUUGGAAUACACCAAACGCCGGACUGCUGGCCGAGCAGCCCUCAUGAUUGCAGUGGUCUGGAUGAUAUCUAUUAGUAUUUCUGUGCCACCAUUUUUCUGGAGGCAAGUGAAAGCUCAUGAAGAAAUUGCAAAGUGUACUGUGAACACAGAUCAAAUUACCUACACAAUCUAUUCCACUUGUGGAGCUUUCUACAUCCCAACUGUGCUCCUCCUGAUAUUAUAUGGUAGAAUUUAUGUAGCAGCUCGAUCCAGAAUUCUGAAGCCACCCUCAUUAUGUGGGAAACGUUUUACUACUGCACACCUGAUCACCGGCUCUGCGGGGUCUUCUCUCUGCUCCAUUAAUGCUAGCCUCCAUGAAGGGCAUUCCCAUUCAGGUGGAUCCCCAAUAUUUAUCAAUCAUGUUAAAAUAAAAGUUGCAGAUAGUGUCCUGGAAAGGAAAAGAAUUUCUGCUGCAAGAGAAAGGAAAGCCACCAAAACUUUAGGCAUUAUUUUGGGAGCUUUCAUUUUCUGCUGGCUGCCUUUUUUCGUCAUGUCCCUAGUCCUACCCAUUUGCCAAGAUGCUUGUUGGUUUCAUCCCAUUCUACUGGACUUUUUUACCUGGCUGGGUUACCUAAAUUCAUUGAUCAAUCCAGUCAUUUAUACAGCUUUUAAUGAAGAAUUUAAACAGGCUUUCCAAAAACUAAUACUUUUCAAAAAGCGUUCAUCUUGAGACUCUCCUCUUGUGUUACUGACCCUUGUGCAAUCUCAUACCUGAAACUUUCCAUGCUUUUAUUCCUAAGGAACAGAGUGGUAAUUGCCAACUCUGCUGCAACCCUGUUCUGUGCAUGUAACUGGGGACUUCUCGCCAAUUUGAUACUUUCUGUCUGGAAUUCUGCAUUCCAUAACAGAACUCGUCUGUGGUCUCUGCAGUGAUCGUGUGUGUAUAUAAGACCAACAACACAUGAAAUAAGCUUUGUAACGAGGGAUGGUGUGCAAACCAGGGAGCUGGGCUUGUGUGAGGGGGUGACACGUUAUCCAGUUCUACCAUGCUUUGUAACCUGGUGGGAGGAAAUUGUGUAUGUGUUUGCAGGAUAUCAGUAUUUCUGCUGCAUAUUAUUAAUCAUUUAUGUAGGCUGAGAAAGUUUCUGGAGAGCAGGAUCUGAUAUCUACAUUUUCUAUAGCCUGUAUCAUAUCCACGUGACGCUGAUAAGACCUGUAACUUUUUCAGAAGUUGUGUGACACAGCCUGGCUAUAACGAGCAGCAGGGCAGAGAGGCAUGUAAGUCAUAUGAAUAUUUCACAACUGCUGCAUUUGAAGCUAUGUUUUUGGUGAACUGCAGAAAGAAGACAAUUUAUUUGAAGCAAUUUUUACACAUUUUAUCAUGAAUAGAAUAGCCAGUGCAGAAAUACUACAAAAUAAAUAGCAUGAAAAUUAUUGUGAAGUACCUUGAUCUUAUAUUUUAUUUCAUUUUUUUUGCAUGCACAAGCUGAAACAGGAGAAUAUAGUUAGUGCCAGUGUGGAAUGACUGGAACCUCAGAAAACAGCCAGGAGCUUCACUCCUUGGUGACAAGAAAUGGGAAUUUAGAGAGGAGAGAAUGAAGUGACACACUAAGGAAAAUUUUCUUAGUAAUUAGGUUGUUGGGGUGGAUGGGCCAUCACUGUCUCUGGAAGUCUUUAAAUACUGGUCAAGCAAACAUCUGUCAGGAAUCAUACUGUCAGAACCCUCUGCUGGGGCUGUGGAGGGUGGAACAAGUCCCCUCUAAUCUGCACUUCUCUUCUUUUGGGAUUAUUUCCCUGAUUUGGCAGGUGGAAAGCCGGCACACGGAGGUCUUGGUUGAAGUCUUGGACAGGACAGCACACCAAGUGGUGCAGUCCAAAUUUCAUUCAACUUUUUAGUCUCUGGGGAUUUUAGAGCAAAAGUGUCCAUACUGUGUUAUGAGAGGCACACAUUGCUUUGAAAGUUAUCCCAUAUUCCUUCUGACAGCCCUUCAAUCUCUUGACCUGCCCCAAUUCAUCUCCACUAUCAACUGCUGUGCC